Molecule: messenger RNA, 1098 nt
Organism: Sorghum bicolor (sorghum)
Lineage: Eukaryota; Viridiplantae; Streptophyta; Magnoliopsida; Poales; Poaceae
Product: membrane steroid-binding protein 2
Exons: 2
Coding region: 187-804 (205 amino acids)
Cellular component (GO): endomembrane system; membrane
Source: RefSeq, a predicted model, not a curated record
CGUCUGCCGCUUUUGCGCUGCCACUCGCAGCGUGCCCCCCUCUUCCCUUCCACUUCCGUCGCCGGCUCUCCGCGGGCGAACUGCGAAGUCACCGAGUCAACAGCAGCACCUACCCCCGCCUCGUUCCACCUCCCAAAACGCAAGUAGGCUUUUGCCCUCGCGGUCGCAGCCAGCGAGCGAACCCUAAUGGAGAUCGCGGAGACCCUGCAGGCCUACACGGGCCUCACGCCCGGGGCCGCCGCCACCAUCCUUGCCCUCAUGGUGGCCACCUAUCUCCUCGUCUCCUCCCUCUUCGUCGCCCCCGCCCCCGCGCCGGCGCCGCCUCCCAAGCCGCCCCAGCAGCAGCAGCAGCGCGAGGCGGAGAAGGCACAGGAGGAGGAGGAGAAGGAGGAGGAGGAGGAGGAGCCGAUGCCUUUCGUCUAUCCGGACCCAGUGGAGGUGGGCGAGGUCACGCUCGAGCAGCUCAGUGCGUACGACGGCAAGGACCCCGCCAAGCAGAUCCUCAUCGCCAUCCGCGGCCAGGUCUACGACGUCUCCCGCGGGAGGCUCUUUUAUGGCCCUCAGGGACCAUAUUCCUUGUUUGCUGGGAGGGAUGCAACCCGGGCCCUGGCAUUGAUGUCAUUUGACCCAAAUGACCUCACCGGGGAUUUGGACGGCCUAAGCCCCGAUGAGCUGGAGGUGUUGCAAGAUUGGGAGGAAAAAUUCAAGGAGAGGUAUCCGAGGGUGGGGCACCUUGCCUGUCAAGACGCAGCAAGCAGCGGUCAGAACACUGCUGGGCUUCAUCACGAGGAAGGGGACGCCUAACUCUACUGGUUUGUCUCGUCCUCUGUUUUUUUUACUUGCUGCUGGAUAUCACCCUGUAGAUCUGAUGCGCUCACUUGUGGGUGACGCCGCUGUCGUCAUCGUUUGCUGUAUAUGUAUGUGCGAUUAUAUAUACUGACUAAUGUACUCUGCUAUGUCCCAUUUCUUUUGGGUCUGUAGCGGCUAAGGAAAUUUUGAGUGUCAAAAAAACUGGAGACUUGAGGCGACAGCCCAUGUUCGGCUCUUUGUUGUACAUGCGUGAUUUGCGUCAUGAUUCCUGGCUUUGUUGUUCAUUCA